AAGUCUAACCUGAAAAAAGCUCUCCCUGUCAUUGCAUCAUCCUAGCUACUUACUCGUUUUCUAUUUCCUCUCUCUCUCUCUCUCUCUCUCUUCCUUUUCCCUUGUUCUCUUUUGGUUUGGUCAGUCAAAUUGAAAGACCAUGUCAUUUUUAUAUUGAAAUCUAACAAAAAUUUCCUUUUCCAUUAUUGGGUUUCAUUGUUUUAUCUCUUUUGGAUCAUUCUUUGCAGCUGGGUCUGAUUCUAGUUUUGUAUUAAUGGGGAUGUGCUUUAGUGCAAAAAGUGAAACAGAGAGUGAUUCUCAUUAUGGUAGGAAUGACAUGAACAAGUCAAGAAGCAAGGUCUCAUCUGCCACAGAUUCUUCAACUCUCCAUACCAAUGGUGAGAUUCUACAGUCGCCCAAUUUGGAGAUCUUUUGCUUUAAUGAACUUACAGAAGCCACAAGCUGGUUCAGUCAGAAUGCUAUAUUGGGUAAAGGUGAUUUUGGUACUGUCUUCAAAGGAUGGGUAGAUAAGCAUUCGUUAAAGACUGCUUCGCCUGAGGCUGGCAUGGCUAUUGCUGUAAAGAUGCUUAACCAAAAGGGUUGCCAAGGUCAACAAGAAUGGUUGGCAGAAAUCAAAUACCUGGGGCGACUAUAUCAUCCAAAUCUUGUGAAAUUGAUUGGUUACUGCUUGAAGGAUGACUACCGGCUUCUGGUCUAUGAGUUUAUGCCUAAUGGAAGCUUGGAUAAUUAUCUAUUUAGCAGGGAUUCUCAGAUUCAAGCACCAUCAUGGAAUCUCCUUAUGAAAGUUGCCCUUGGUGCUGCCAGGGGUCUAGCAUUUCUUCAUGACGAGGCUGAUGUAAUUUAUCGAGACUUUAAGACUUCUAAUAUUCUGCUUGAUGUCAAUUAUAAUGCCAAACUCUCGGAUUUUGGAUUGGCCAGAGAUGGGCCAACAGGCAGUAAAAGCCAUGUCUCUACAAGGAUCUUGGGUACCGAAGGGUAUGCAGCCCCUGAAUAUAUUAGAACAGUCACUCCAUUUCCUUUCCAAAUAGGCCAUCUUACUGCAAAAAGCGAUGUAUAUGGUUUCGGGAUUGUUCUUCUUGAAAUGAUCUCCGGCAGGCGAGCUAUAGAGAAAAACAAACCAUUUGAAGAACAAAAUUUAGGUAACUGGGCAAGGAGCUUCAGUGCACGCAAAUUCUCCCAAGUUCUGAAUCCUGCCGUUUCGGGCCAGUAUGCAACAAAUAACGUAAUAAAAUUAGGCCAUCUUGCAUUACAAUGUGUGUCACUGGAACCAAAGUGUAGGCCAAACAUGAAAGAUGUGGUAAGAAUUUUGGAAGAAGUUCAGGACCUCAAUGACAAAGAGGGAUGCAAAAGCUGUAAACAUAGCAAAUAUGGCAGGAGAAAAGUUAAAUGAAUCUUGCAAUGGAGAAGUUGUUCACUGUUUAAUGCCAUCUACAUCUCUUGUUUCUGCAUAGAAUAGGACAAAAGAAAAUGUAUAUUGAUACGGGAUGGACAAGCAGAUCACAAAAGCCUGGAAGACUUUUCUUUUCCAUCAACAGUUGUCGUUUGAAACUGUGCAAUUUUGUAAACGUCUGUGAAAUGAGAAGUAAAGAAAAUGUAUAAUUCUUAUUUCCGUAUUUGUUGCAACAUACACCAUAAUUGUUUUUUCUUUUCCUUUUGAUACAUCUGUAGUUGUAAUUUUUUAUCAUUGUUUAUCUGAAUAUAUAUUGAAAAGAAUAGUUAUCUUUUUAUGUUAA
Ricinus communis (castor bean) is the source of this 1733-nucleotide messenger RNA. RefSeq names its product receptor-like cytoplasmic kinase 176. Bases 254 to 1390 code for a protein of 378 amino acids. Gene Ontology annotation, biological process: protein phosphorylation. NCBI's taxonomy places the organism in Eukaryota, Viridiplantae, Streptophyta, Magnoliopsida, Malpighiales, Euphorbiaceae. Gene Ontology annotation, molecular function: protein kinase activity; ATP binding. The transcript has 6 exons. The record is from RefSeq and is a predicted model, not a curated record.